AUGGACGCGUCGCGGGGCCAGCUGCCUGCGGGCCUGGGGGGUAAGUGUCCGUACAGCGUUUUGGGUUUGUGCGCGUCAGCGGAAGGAAAGCCUUUGACUGUACAGGAAGCAGCAGCAGAUGAAGCUUCUGUUGCCGCUCGUGAGGCCCUGAGCUCCAAGGCCAUUGGCACUGCCUACAGACGGGCUGCGCUGAAGGCGCACCCGGAUAAGAACAAGGGUAAAGAAACAGAAGCUGCUGCUGCUUUCUUAGUAGUCAAUUUGGCGUUUGCGUUUCUCUCAAGUGCGGAGCAGCGCGAGGCCUACCACCAGCACCUCCGAACACUGCUGGGGCUGCGGCAGCAGCGCGAGCAGCAGCGGCUGCGCUGGACCGAGAGAGACAAGCAGAAGCAGCAAUUCAAAGCAGAGUUAGAGAGAAAAGAAUCAGCAGCACGUCAUGAUACACCCCGAGUCAACCAGCAAGAAGAAGAGCUGCAGCGAAUUAGGGAGCAGAAUGCUGCCUUUAUCAAGCGCCACACCGAACAGAGACAGAAACAAAUACAAGAAACAUUCCGAGAACACUCGGCGCAGCUGUUGCAACAACACCAAAUGCAAAGAAGCACUUCUUUUUCGCAUGCAAUGCCUGCAACGCAUGCAACGCAUGCAGGCAGUAGCGCAGAGACAGGGGCGGAGGAGACACUCGAGGAUAUCUUGUUCAGGUCUGUUGUGCUGCAGUGGAGCGUUCCAAAAGAGCAAACAGCAGCAGAAGCAGCAGCAGCAAGCGCAUGCAAUCGGCAGCACGAACAACCCGGUGCACCGGCAGUUGCUAAGGACGCAGCAGCAGAUAUAAAAUCAGAUACAGCAGCUGGAGCAGGAACAGCAGAAACAGCAGCAGGAGCAGGAACAGCAAAGGCAGCAGCAGCAGCAGGAACAGCAGAGGCAGCAGCAGAAGGAGGAGAGGCAGGAGACGCAGAGGCUGCGGCAACACCAGCAACAGCAGCAGCAGGAGAAGCAGCAGCAGAUGCCCCUACUCCUGCUUCCUUAUGCGCGCUGCUGUGGGCCCAUGGGGCUGUUGACUUGUGCCUCUUCUCUAGAAGCAGAGGCCUCGCUUGUGUCUCCUUCUCGUCGCGGGAGAGGGCGAUUGAGGCGGCGCUGCUGCUGCAGAGACAGCGCAAGAAGGAAGCAAACAGCCAAGCGGAGAGACUCACUGUGAAGCUGGCUAACAAAGCCAAGGGGUUUGAUCUGCUGCUCCAGAAGGUGCGAAGUGCUGCUGCUGCAUCAGACCAGCAGCAACAGCAGCAGCAGCAGCAGCAGCAACACGACGAGGCGGACGACCUGCGGGAGGCUGCAGAGUUGGCCGCUGAGACAGAAGAAGCAGCUGGUGCGUUCGCUUCGGCAUUAGCAGCUGCUCAAUCUGCUGCUGCUCCUCCUGCUGCUGCUGCUGCUCCACCAGGCGAACACCCUUCGGCUGCUCCCACAGCGGAGCAGCCGACCCUCAAUGGCAGCACCUUCAGUCAGCCUAAUCCCAGCAGCAGCAGCAGCAGCAGCAGGGGGUCGAUGACUCUCGGGGAGGCGACCAGUGCUGCAGCUGCCUUUGGGUUGGGUGCUGCAGCAGCAUCUGCGCAGCCGAUUAGCGGCGCUGCUGCUUCUAUUCUAGAGUACGUGAGGAGCUGCAGCAGCAGGGGAAUGGAGGAGGUGCAGCAGCAGCAUGCAGAAGCAGAGAACGACAGAGGCUGGGAGUGGGUAGGGGGCUCCAAAGUCGCCGCCAGCAUGAGCAUGCAGCAGCUUGAGGCUGCUGCAUUCGGAGAGCUGCACCGCAAGAAACAGCAGCAGCAACAACAGUAA
Messenger RNA from Eimeria acervulina, 1821 nucleotides. RefSeq names its product DnaJ domain-containing protein, putative. NCBI's taxonomy places the organism in Eukaryota, Apicomplexa, Conoidasida, Eucoccidiorida, Eimeriidae. The coding region runs from base 1 to 1821 and encodes 606 amino acids. Gene Ontology annotation, biological process: spliceosomal complex disassembly. The transcript has a single exon. The record is from RefSeq and is a predicted model, not a curated record. Gene Ontology annotation, cellular component: spliceosomal complex.